AUGGAUACAACGGCCAACAUCGGCGGUUGUAGACCCUUAAAGUUCAAUAUCUCCUCUAAUGGAUUGUGGGAGAACCUAGAAUCGCCAGAUGUGGUUUUCGGCUACUCACUGCCUCUCUUAGAGAUUCAAAUAUUACUCAUUUUCAUCUUCAUCGUCAUAUCUCACAUGUUCUUCAGAUGCAUCGGCAUUUCUCAGAUAGCGUCCCAUUUCUUGGCCGGUCUGAUUUUGGGGCCUCAACUGUUCAAUCUUUUGGAGAAAUCAUCAGAGAAAUUAUCGUUGGAUCCUGCGCUAGAUGGAAGCGCGGCGUUACGAGGCAUCUCAAUGUGUGGAAACGUUAUUUUUACAUUCUUGAUGUCCGUUAGAAUCAGCCGUCGAUUAGCAUUCAACAAAGGACCGUUGCCCAUCGUGAUUGGAAUCUUGACCUUCAUCGUUCCUUUGUUCGGCGGCUUAUGUUUCCGGAACCUCUACACGGACAAUGUAAACCCUAACUACAUGCCGUCCAAGAAAGUCCUCGUCGAGCGCACUAUAGUCAUCUCGAGCCAAUCCGCGGUUCUCUUGCCCACCGUCACUUAUUUCCUAUCGGAGCUCAAGAUCCUUAACUCCGAGCUUGGUCGCCUAGUGUUGUCUGCAUCAAUGAACAAUGAAGUUCUAGGGAUACUUUUUAACAUGAUCGUAUAUUUCGUGGAUACGUACAAGAGCAUCUCCCCCAUAACAGCCUAUCGUGACAUUUUAGCGUCCAUCUUCUUCUUUCUCAUCGUAUUUUUCGUUUUUAGGCCAGCCGUAGAUUGGGUAGUAGAACGAACACCGGAAGGCAAACCUGUUGCGGACAAGUAUGUGCAUCUUGUCAUUUUGAGCGCAUUGGCUUCAUCUGCUUUCUCCGAGUUUUUCAAUAUGAAGUACCUCUUGGGGCCAUUCACGAUGGGCCUCAUCAUACCAGAUGGUCCACCUUUAGGAUCCGCCUUGGAAGCCAAGUAUUAUGACCUAACAGUGAACCUGCUAGUACCAAUCUCUAUCGCACUCAGCACGAUGAGAUGUGACGUGGUGAAGCUCAUCUACGAGUUUGAUGACAUCAUGUUUAACGUGGUCUUAUUGGUUCUAACGCUCGCUGUGAAACUAGCCACUGGCAUCGUACAUUGCUUGUGCUGCAAGUUACCACUCAACGAGGCUCUUGCCGUUUCCAUCUUCUUAUGUUGCAAGAGUUUCUCGGAACUCUUUCUCUACGAAUCUGCACUUGACGACUCGCAUAUAUCACAGGCAACGUAUUCGUUCUUGGUCCUUUAUGCGCUGUUAAAUUCUGGAAUUGUCCCAGCGGUUGUGCCAAGAUUAUACGAUCCAAAGCAGAAGUAUGUUGGUUACCAAAAAAGGAACAUCUUGAGUCUGAAACCAGACUUAGAUCUCCGGAUUCUGACUUGUCUUCACAAACCUGAGAACAUCUCUGGAACCAUUGCGUUCCUCCAAGUACUGUCCUCACCGAACCAAGAACUUCCCAUCGUGGUCACGGUCCUCCAUCUCGUAAAGCUCGUGGGUAAAGUCGUCCCUGUCAUGAUCUCACACAACAAAAGUUCAAAUCGGUUAAUUAACAACUCUUACAUCCACACCGCAAACCUUGCCUUCAGCCAGUUGGAGUCGGUGACCAUGACCAUGUUCACUUCCCUCACACAUGAGAACCUCAUGCACGAUGAAGUCUGCACGCUCGCACUGGAUCAGGCCACGUCGAUGAUUAUCGUCCCGUCGGGGAGAAAGUGGACAAUAAAUGGAGAGUUUGAAUCUGACGACGAGGCCAUAAGGCAUCUCAACGUGUCCUUACUGGAGGACGCACCUUGUUCUAUUGGGGUACUAGUGGACCGUGGACACUUCUCAUGCAGAAGCUCGAGAAAAUACAAGAUCGAUGUCGGUGUGAUCUUCAUUGGAGGCAACGACGAUAGAGAGGCAAUCUCGGUUGUGAAGAGGAUGAAGCUAAACCCUAGGGUCAAUGUAACUGUGAUCCGACUCGUUUCUAGCCAAGAAAUAGAGUCGACAGAUUGGGAACAAAUUCUUGAUUACGAGGUCUUGGAGGAUUUGAAAGAUACAGAGUCCAGAAACUGCAUUACAUAUAUAGAGAGGAAUGUAACGACUGGUCCUGACGUAGCCACCGCUGUCCGAUUGCUCUGUGGGGAUUAUGAUCUGAUGGUGGUCGGGAGAGAUCACGGCAUGGCAACACCGGACUUCUCUGGACUCACGGAGUGGAUCGAACUCUCUGAGUUAGGUGUCAUCGGAGAUUUGCUGGCAUCUAGAGAUCUCAAUUCUAGGGCCUCUGUUUUGGUAGUUCAACAACAACAACAAACGUGA
This is a messenger RNA of Microthlaspi erraticum, 2328 nucleotides long. Lineage: Eukaryota; Viridiplantae; Streptophyta; Magnoliopsida; Brassicales; Brassicaceae. The record is from the annotation of a GenBank genome assembly.